Messenger RNA from Plasmopara halstedii, 3360 nucleotides. Its product is annotated as myosin-like protein. Gene Ontology annotation, molecular function: actin filament binding; ATP binding; metal ion binding. The transcript has a single exon. NCBI's taxonomy places the organism in Eukaryota, Oomycota, Peronosporomycetes, Peronosporales, Peronosporaceae. Gene Ontology annotation, cellular component: myosin complex; actin cytoskeleton; vesicle. The record is from RefSeq and is a predicted model, not a curated record. Gene Ontology annotation, biological process: actin filament organization; vesicle transport along actin filament. The coding region runs from base 1 to 3360 and encodes 1119 amino acids.
AUGAGUGAACAGGAGAUUAGUGGCGUAAUGGAGAUUGUGGCAGCUGUGCUUCAUAUGGGCAACGUAGACUUUGAACAAGUGCCCCACAAGCGUGAAGACAAUGUCUUUGUUGACGAAGCACGGGUCAAAACCUCGAGGACUGGAUUGUGCGACCACUUUACGAAGGUUGCAGAGUUGCUGGGAGUAUCCACAGAUGCCUUGGACCAUGCGCUUACCAAGCGCUCGUUGCACGCUUCCAAUGAAGUUUUGGUCGUUGGAGUGGACGUUACUCAGGCACGAAAUACUUGUAAUGCAUUAACCAUGGAGUGUUACAGGCUUUUGUUUGAGUGGCUUGUGGCUCGAAUUAAUAUUAAAUUACAACGACACGGUAGUGUAGAAUGGGAUGCCGAUGCGGACGAAACGGACGACGAGGAGGAGGCGACGGAUUUUAUCGGUCUACUUGACAUUUUCGGCUUUGAAAAUAUGGCAGAAAACUCGUUUGAGCAGCUGUGCAUCAACUAUGCUAACGAAGCCUUGCAACACCAAUUCAACCAGUAUGUUUUUGAAGAGGAACAGCGACUAUACCGUGCGGAAGCGAUCCGCUGGAACUUUGUCGACUUUCCCGACAAUAGCGCAUGUCUCGAACUAUUUGAGCAACGGCCGAUUGGUAUAUUCUCAUUGACAGAUCAGGAGUGUGUAUUUCCUCAAGGCACAGAUCGUGCUCUUGUAGCUAAGUUCUAUUUAGAAUUUGAGACGAAGAAAAUUCACCCACGAUUCCGCUCAGCUCCAAAGUUUCACCGGACGACGCAAUUCAUUGUGGCACAUUACGCCGGAUCUGUGAUAUAUAGUAUCGAAGGGUUUCUUGCAAAAAACAAGGAUUCUUUUUGCGAGAGUGCAGCUCAGUUGCUGGCAGGAUCGAUGAAUCCUUUUGUUCAAGCUCUUGCUGCGAGAUCAUCAAACGGGGAUGGUUUUAAUGGGGAGAGUGAGCUUGAUGGUGGCCGAAAUCGUCGACGUGCAAAGUCAGCCAUCGCAGCUAUAAGCGUGGGUACACAAUUUAAGAUUCAGCUGAAUGAGCUACUAAACACUGUCCGUGCCACGACCCCUCGAUAUGUGCGCUGCAUUAAGCCUAACGACUUACAUGUUGGCUCGCUGUUUCAAAGCACUCGUGUUGUUGAACAGCUACGCAGUGGUGGAGUGCUUGAAGCUGUGAGAGUGGCGCGUGCUGGGUUUCCAGUUCGACUUUCGCACAAACAGUUUCUCGAGCGCUAUCGUCGGAUACUGCUUUGGCUUUACGAGCUUAAGAACAAUGGUAUUGAUAAGAAAAAACACAGGAAUUGGAGCGAGCUUGACUUGUGCCUACACCAACUUAUCAGAUUUCUUCUUACGGACAGCAAGUCGGAAACAGGUGAGGAUGGGGCUGAGGGAGAUCAAGAAAAUGAGCAAAAUCGCUGUGGCGUCAGUCUUGGGAAAACGCGCGUCUUCUUUCGCCGAACACCAUACGAAAAGCUGGAAAACUUGCGCAUUUCAGUACGCCAGGAGUCGAGUCUGGUCAUACAGCGACAACUUAAAGGAUUUGUAGCCCGCUGCAACUAUAGACGUCUGCGCCAGUUCACGAUUGUCGUCCAAACGUGGGUACGGGGGCGUCGUGCUUAUCGAUACGUGAACUGGAUGCGUGCCAUGCGGCAAGCUCAAGUCCUUCAAGCAAGAAUGCGUCAGCUCUGUGCUCGUAGUAAAUUCCUCCGCGCUCGUGCUGGAGUACUUGCGGUGCAGUGUCGUUUCCGAUGUCGUCUUGCAUCACGUGUUCUUCAGGCACUUCGAGAAUGUCGCGCAGUGACACAAAUUGCUACAGCAUGGCGUCGAUUUUCUGCUGAACAUAAGUACAGUAAGCUCUGCAGCGCAACGCUGGCGCUUCAGUGCGCUGUACGUGCGCACACAGCGAGGAAGACGCUUAAGCUGCUGCGUAACGAAAGCAGAGAUUUGGCGAAGCUCAAGGAAGACAACGCUCAGCUCAAGGAUGAGCUAGCUGAACUACGCCGACAAAUGCAAGUCUUGGUGGCACAUAGUUCAAGUAAGGAACGGCAACAGGCAUCAUACUCUAAUUUCAAGUUUUUUGAAAAAUCCCCACAAAAUGCCCCUUUUCCUUCGAACGAGACUCCUGCUGAAUUCGACAACAACAAAUGUAUAACCCAGCUAAAGCUUGAGCUUUCGGACGAUCUUGUUACAGUUGACACUGGUGGAAAUCCUAACGCAGCCAAUGGGAGUGAUUUCGGCUGUGUGGUUGACUUACCCUACAGCCACCAUAAAUUGGAGCAGCAGACACCCACUUUACGCCGAGGUCGCCGCUACAGUUUGCCACCUGCUCUUGCACCAGCAAAUGAGGACGCAGAGGUUGAACAUGCAACGCCUCCUGCUCCGCCUCGUGCAUUCCGACCCCAUGACCGGCGCUACAGCUUAGAGUUGUGGUGGCGUCAGGAGGCGGAGGCUCAGAAAGAGGCGACACAAUUGCGUGAAGUAAUUCGAGAGGCGGCUGCUGAUGUAUUCUCACCGGAACGUCAGCAGCAACAAGAGCUUGCGCUUCAACAGCUGGUGGCUUCUCAGAUAAAGCGCAAAACUAUGCAACUGCAGUUACAGCUGCCUGCGUUUGAGCUUGGGGCUAACAACAAAGAUAUCGACUCUGGUCCAGCUUCGAGCAUUUGCAGCCGGCGCCGAUCACGUACAGCCGAUUUCCUUCAGGGUCCCGCGCCUUUGACUUCGUGUGGACGCCAAAGUCGUUCGCGUUGGAACUUUGCAGCACCCCACAGCAUGACGCACGGUGGUAAUUGUCGUAUGCCGGCAUACUUUGAUAAUCCAAGUUACGCUGGCUCAUCAUACGGUGACGAUCAUUCUGUGGAUGGUGGAGAUGAAAUAUACAGUAGAUCCCAUCAAGUGCCAAGACGCUCAGCAUCUGUUGGUGUGUGCCGUGUCCGGUCUUCGUCCAAUGCUUCGUCGUUUAAUAUGCCACCAAGCUCAAAUAUUCGUCCUGGUGUUGUUAUUCCUCGAUUUGCUAAGUCGCCGACGUGUUACGAGUGUGACUGCAAAUUUAGCUUUCUAUUGCGACGCCACCACUGUCGACAAUGCGGAAACUCGUUCUGCUUUGAGCAUUCGACACGUCAGCUCGCGCUGCCUCAUUUGGGAUACAUGACGGCCCAGCGCGUGUGUGAUUCCUGUUUUGAAGCUCACAUUCAUAUUAUGACGUCGCUUAAAUUGCCGUCAUUGAUGCGUAAUGCAACCGAUGAGCUGUCGACUUCUUCAUUCGCGAGCUCGCCGCGAGGCCUUGACAGCUACUGCGGGUUCGAUAGUCCAACCACUACAGCUGCUCGGGUAGCACCGCUGCGAACAUAA